Messenger RNA from Pyrus x bretschneideri (Chinese white pear), 962 nucleotides. RefSeq names its product protein TIFY 6b-like. The transcript has 2 exons. The record is from RefSeq and is a predicted model, not a curated record. Gene Ontology annotation, biological process: regulation of jasmonic acid mediated signaling pathway; response to wounding; regulation of defense response. NCBI's taxonomy places the organism in Eukaryota, Viridiplantae, Streptophyta, Magnoliopsida, Rosales, Rosaceae. The coding region runs from base 108 to 722 and encodes 204 amino acids. Gene Ontology annotation, cellular component: nucleus.
CCCCCACUCAUCCACUCCCCACCAUUCAGCAAACCAUCACCGAGAUUACAUCAAAUUUUCUCUCUCAAUUGUUUUCAUCGACAAUUUUCAUCACAAAGAUAUCCGACAUGGCAGCUGAGAAGUUGAAUUUCGCACAGACAUGCAACCUCUUGAGCCAGUUCUUGAAGGAGAAGAGAACCCUCCAAGUCGUCCCUCCCACAACCAUGAACUUGCUGACGGCCAUGGAGGCUGCUGCUAAGAACCCAGUUGAUCAGACGGCUCAGACUCCGUCAUCAAAACCCAGCAUCGAUUUGCUUCCGCAUUUUACCAAAAACCCAGAAGCGGCUUUGGGAGAUCAGCAGCCAGGAUCUGCUGCCCAGAUGACUAUUUUUUAUGGUGGGCAGGUGCUGGUUUUCAAUGAUCUGCAGGCUGAGAAGGCAAAGGAAAUCAUGGGUUUGGCUACAACUGGAAGCUCCAAGAUUUCUGCUGGAUUUGUGAAGAAAUUGGGUUCUGAGAAUCAGUCGAAUGUUGUCGCUGAAAAUAAUUCUCAGGAAAUUAAGGUGCCAACCCAGGCCAGAAGAGCUUCACUACACAAGUUCUUGGCCAAGAGAAAAGAAAGGGUGACAGCAGUAGCACCAUAUCAACUGAACAACCAGAGAGCAUCUUCUCCUGCCAAAAGUGACGAGCAAACGAGUUCGAGGGCACAAGGGCAAAGUUCAAAGCAGCUUGAACUCAGCCUCUAGUGAUUAAAUCGACUCACAAUUCUAAUUCCGUUUAGAUUUAUUAUGUUAAAUUGGGUUAGUUUCUGGCGACUUAUGAUCCUGACUGUGUAAUUUGUUGUAAGCCAAAAUUAUUCUUCCAUCAAAAAUAUAUUUUUUGUGUAAUUAUUAUUUUAUCAAUGAGAUUGGAUGCAUAAUCCAUUUCUGAGAAACAAAAUAAAGAAAUAUGAACAAAAGUUGGACUACUCUCCAACUGUUUUCUAA